Molecule: messenger RNA, 411 nt
Organism: Trichomonas vaginalis G3
Lineage: Eukaryota; Parabasalia; Trichomonadida; Trichomonadidae
Exons: 1
Coding region: 1-411 (136 amino acids)
Source: RefSeq, a predicted model, not a curated record
AUGGAUAAAGAAGAUGAAAUGCCAUUACCAUAUAUUAAAGCUCUUACGCAUGAAAUCAAAGAAACAAAACAAAUAGUAGCUGAAGCUCAAGAACAUAUGUAUACCAGAAAGAGAGAAAAUCAAGAAUAUUAUGAGCCAGCAACUGCUUUGCUUAAUAGCGUUAAAAACACACGACAAGAAUUGAUUGCAAGAGCUUAUGCCGUUAUAAGUAUGAUAGAUAAUGAAACACAACAGCUUAAAGAAAUUAAAGAGCAAAAUUCACGACACGUGCAUGAACUUCAGCUAACAUCCGACGUUUUGAAUCAAGAAUCAGAUGAAGAAACAGAUAAUCCCCUUGGAAUAGCUGUUCGCGCCAUUGGUACUAUGUUUCCAUUCAUUGUUUUCGGUUUAUACACUAUUUGUUCCAAAUAA